Molecule: messenger RNA, 570 nt
Organism: Penicillium salamii
Lineage: Eukaryota; Fungi; Ascomycota; Eurotiomycetes; Eurotiales; Aspergillaceae
Source: the annotation of a GenBank genome assembly
AUGCCCCACAGAGAAGCACUGGGAAUCGACCGCUCGAUCGACAUCCUCCAACAUAUCCGGGACCUACCAGCUGCCGAUCAGCCCACAGCAGUAUCUAAGAUCCAAGCUGUGGAGCGCCGAGCAAUGGCAGACCAGCAACCACAGCCUGGCCUGGUCCGACUAAUGGAUUAUCUCGAGUCACGCGGACUCCGCCGGGCCCUUUGCACGCGCAACUUCGAGACACCUGUCAAGAAUCUCCUUGACAAUCAUCUCCCUGCUCAUGUAUUCUUGCCGAUCAUCACGCGGGAUACACCGAAUCUUCUCCCUAAGCCUGACCCUGCAGGUAUCUUGCAUAUUGCAAGUGAGUGGGGACUGGGCAAUGGUGAGAAUAUGAUCAUGGUUGGUGAUAGUAUCGAUGAUAUGACAUCUGGUCAUAUGGCUGGUGCUGCGACAGUGUUGCUUGUGAAUGAGCGGAACGGGCAUUUGGAGGAACAUCCGCAUACGGAUCUUUGCAUUUCGCAGCUAGAUGAUCUGGUGGAUAUUCUUGAAGAAGGGUUCCUUGGAACAAGAGAGAAUGAUGACGUUGAGUGA